UCCACGUACCUACUUGUCAUGCGCGGCGUAAAAGCACGUGCCAAUAUUUAACUUUAACGUUUGAUUUCCUUCCCGUUUAAACAGGGUUUGUCAUCUUAAUCUGAGCGAAGUCCAACCUACAAUCCGCACAGUCUAUUCAAAGGAACGGGCCCUUUGUUAGGGGGUCGCCGUGUCUCCCAUCAGUCGUCCGUUAUGGCACCACUGAAGUUUUGCGCCAACAUUUCUUGGCUGUUUUGCGAGCUUCCCAGCUUCACGCAGCGACUCCACGCGGCAGCUGCGGCCGGCUUUCGAGCAGUGGAAGCAGCCUGGCCCUACGAGACUGAAGUUAGUGAACUGCAGGAAGCGAAAGAACAAGCGGGAGUCGAGGUGGUGCUCCUCAACACACCGCCGGGUGACACCAAAAAUGGAGAUCUUGGACUUGGAGCUGUCCCUGGCAGGCAGCAAGAAUUUCGAGAUGGCUUGGAUCUUGCAGUGAAAUAUGCUAAAGCUCUCAACUGCAGCAGGAUCCACCUGAUGGCUGGAAGAGUUCCUGCAGGUGCUGAUCGAACAGAUGUUGAAAAAGAUAUGGAGGCCACUUUCAUAGAAAAUCUAAGAUAUGCUGCUGAUGUUUUGGUCAAGGAAGGAAUUGUAGGAUUGGUUGAGCCAAUAAACACAAGAAUUACUGAUCCCAGAUAUUUCCUAAAUACACCACAUCAAGCGGCUGAAAUAUUGCAGAAAGUUGGGCACUCAAAUUUAAAGCUGCAAAUGGACCUCUUUCACUGGCAGAUUAUGGAUGGAAAUCUUACUCAAAAUAUUAAAACUUAUUUUCCACUUAUAGGGCAUGUCCAAAUUGCACAGGUCCCUCAUCGUAAUGAACCAGACUCACCAGGGGAACUUAAUUUCAGUUACAUAUUCAGCCUGCUGGAAGGCCUGGGUUACCAAGGAUUCAUUGGUUGUGAAUAUAAACCAAUAAAUACCACUGAAGAAGGUUUGGGAUGGCUGAGACGAUACUGGAAUUUACAUUAAAAAGAUGCAACUCUGAAUCUGUGAUUAUUCUAGAAACUCACACUUACUGACUGUAUAGUGGAACAUUAAUUAAUUGGAUUGUUGUGCACUUCAGUUGUGCUGUAACCAUCCUAAAAUAAUUAAACAGAUCUUUACAUACAAUACAUUGUUGAGGACCUGAAUGGCCAAGGGGUCAUCCAUGUAACACCUGGCUGUGGCAGAUAAAGGGUCAUUUCUGGAGGGUGGGACUGGACCGCAUGGCUGCCUGGGGGGCUGCCAGCCAGGAUUCUGAGCUGUUUCAUCGUGUGGUGGGUGCAGCAACGCAUUAUACUGGUUCAUACUCCCCAACCUGAUUCAGUCCCUUUGAAAGUCUUCACCAUUCUCUGGAUUUCAAAAGAUACUUAAUAAAAAUACACAUAUUCCUCUAGUAUAGUAACAACCUAAGUGGUCGAAUGGUUUAUUUUUAAAGCCAAAGUAUAUAAUUUGUCAAAAGUAAAUAUGUAAAAAAUAAAAACUGCUAGCAUAAACAUUUAAACACCACAUCUCAAUAUUUAUAAGUCCUCGUUUUGCUGCAAUAACAGCCUCGAGUCUCAACCAGCUUUGCACACUUUUGGGGUCUGAUUUUGUCCCAAGACCAUUCAGGUUGCGUAGUUCAAAGAGUGCCACAGAUUCUGAGUGGGGUAGAGAUCAGCACUUUGACUAAGCCAUUUUAGGACUUUUGUUUUGUUUUUGAGCCUCUCCCGUGUUGCCUGGGCCAUGUUGUUGGGAUCAUUGUCAUGCUGGAAUGUGAAUGUUCUCCCGACCGUCUCUUUCGCAGUUGACUUAUAUGCAGUUGAGUAUAAUUCCAUCCAUUCUUCCAUCAGUCUUAAAAAGAUUCACAGUCCCUGCAGAUGAAAAGCAUCCCCACACCAUUUUUCUGCCACCCUCAAGCUUCACUGUAGAUAUGUUUUUUUUUUUUGAGGCAUGGGUAAUAUUGGGUCUGCUCCAUACAUACAUAUCACCUUCAGUUUUGUCUGAAAAGUUCUAUUUUGGUUUCAUCUGAUUAGUAUUGGAUUUAUACUAAAAUUGUGACUUCAGUACUGAUAUCCACUUUCACACCUUAGUACCGGUACCAAAACAGUACCUAGCUGCUUUGUGCCCCCAUCCCCAUCAUACUCUGCAUAUCUUACCAAUACAGGUUGGGGAUUGGUGACAGGGUUGCCCCGCUCUGAGUUUCCAGAUCACUAAUAUACACUUAUUGCUUCACAGAACGGGGCAAUGGGGGAUGAUUUGAGGUUGAAGACAAACUAAUGAAUAGCAAAGUGGGGGGCUCAGGGUUUGGGGUCCCCUUGGAUUUCUGAUGGCACUGAUACACGGUACAGCAUGAUGAACCUGUACACAACAAUUUACUUCUGGUAGUGAAAUUGGCAUAAAGCUGGUAUAGCACCGUUUUAAAAUGUGGUCAUUUGGUACCGUAUCAGCAAAACUAUAAGUGACCACAAAACCUUUUCCCACCCCCUAGGGAGAGCCUUCUUGUCCUGAGUAAUCGUUUUCUUCUUACCACUCUCCAUUAAUAUUAUGGACUCGUGCUCAUAUAGCCAAGUUUCAGUCUCCUGCAAUUCAUCCAAAGUGAUGGCUGGCUUUGCUACUUCCAUUACCAGUCUACACCUUCUUUGGGCCCCAUCAUGUCAUUUUAAAGUGGAGUUACCUGUGGUACGACUGUUACUUUGUAUUACUAUCAUGUAAGUAGCCUUGAAGACACUGACCUUGGAGGGUGAGAUUUCAGAUUAUACCUACAAUGAUUGAACAAAAUGUAAUGUUUUAAAUGCUGUAGCAUGUUACAUAUUGUAUUUUCUAAUAUAAUAAAGCACUUCAUAUACUA
Messenger RNA from Erpetoichthys calabaricus (reedfish), 2845 nucleotides. It is a transcript of the gene hyi, whose product is annotated as hydroxypyruvate isomerase. Gene Ontology annotation, biological process: glyoxylate metabolic process. The coding region runs from base 193 to 1005 and encodes 270 amino acids. NCBI's taxonomy places the organism in Eukaryota, Metazoa, Chordata, Cladistia, Polypteriformes, Polypteridae. The transcript is spliced from 8 exons. Gene Ontology annotation, molecular function: hydroxypyruvate isomerase activity. The record is from RefSeq and is a predicted model, not a curated record.